Molecule: messenger RNA, 354 nt
Organism: Racocetra persica
Lineage: Eukaryota; Fungi; Glomeromycota; Glomeromycetes; Diversisporales; Gigasporaceae
Source: the annotation of a GenBank genome assembly
AUGAAGUAUCGCUUCAAUUUAGGGUCAUUGCGAAACGUUACUCAACGUAUAGAGGCAGGAAUGAUUUGGCGGUCUAAGAAUUUAGUUGAUGCUUUUUUCACUGUAUUGUUUGCCAUCUUUGCCUUCAAAUAUUCUGAAGAUAAGAUUUACUUAGUAGUCAGUGGUUCAUUUUCAGCAACUAGUGGAGUUAUUGGGCUAGCUGGUAGAAUUUUUAAAGAACAAUUUUUAAAGCCUCAUGAAGAAGCAUUAAGAACCAAUUCAUCUUCAUAUAACUUAAAUAGUCGAAGUAGUACUAUUGCCACUUCUGAAGCUACUAAUAGUAGUAGUUCUUAUCGAACUGCUCAGGAAAUAUAA